Messenger RNA from Medicago truncatula (barrel medic), 1617 nucleotides. Its product is annotated as putative protein phosphatase 2C-like protein 44. The record is from RefSeq and is a predicted model, not a curated record. Gene Ontology annotation, molecular function: protein serine/threonine phosphatase activity. Bases 652 to 1488 code for a protein of 278 amino acids. Gene Ontology annotation, biological process: protein dephosphorylation. Lineage: Eukaryota; Viridiplantae; Streptophyta; Magnoliopsida; Fabales; Fabaceae. The transcript is spliced from 5 exons.
ACACCCUAGGGACCGAGUCAUCUCCCAAUAGUUGACACUAACUUACAAACUUAAGAAUACCCCAUAAAAUCCGUCAAAGAAAAAGAAUAACCCUUAAAAGGGGGAAAGAAUGAUCAUACAAAUUGAUUGGAGUAAUAAUUUACCUCAGAUCAUAUGCAAUAAUUAAACCUACAUCAUGGAUUGGACCAAAAUCCACCUCAGAUCAUGUUGUGUGUGUCAUGCUGCCAUUAAAAAAGAAAAAAAGAAAAAAAACUGUGUGUCUCAUGCCAACCUUGUGCAAAUAAGUAGAGCUUGACCUUAACUUGUUAUUCAAAGUCCUCUUAGCUGAAAUGGUUAAUUCAAUUUAGUAGCUUGGGAAUUCCCAAGGGUAUAUCUAUCUUUGAGUCUAAGUUUUUCUUUUUGGAACAAUAUUAUUCUAGAUUUUGCAUGUGCCCAUUAAACCAACCUUGUAGCCAGCGCCAAGGGAGAAGAAAAAAAGGCCAAUCCAUUUUUUACUCAACAGCUAUAUAUAUAUAUAUUACCAAAAACCAAAUGAAUUGAGUUCUGUCUUAUUUUCUAUCUAGGAUACUUGUUUUACUAACUUUUCUAGUCAACUUCUGCAAAUAUAAGUUAAUUUUCCCUUCAUGUUUUGAUCAAACAAUAUUGAACAAUAUGAGAAUCAGACAUCUUCAUCUCAAGCUCAAGGCAUUUAGGUUGAGAAGGUUUCUGCUAAGAUUUCUAGGAAGGAAGAGAAGGCUCAUGCCAGCAAAGAAGCCUUCAUGGAUGACACCAGUAACACAUGGUUAUCAAGUGGUGGAGCAUCAUAUGAUCAAAGAUGGUUCUGAUUACUCAGAUUUUGAUUCAGUUGUGGUACAGAGAGAGCAAAUGGAUCAAACAGAAUUGUGGUAUUUUGGAAUCUUUGAUCCACUAGUUGGAGACAAGGUUACCAAGUACAUGCAAUCCUAUUUCUUUGCUAAGAAGCUUCAAGAGGCUCAAAUAUGGAGAAAAAGCAAAGAAAUGAUGAAGAGAGCUUAUCUAGGUGUAAGGGCAAAGAUGAGAGAAGAACAUAGAUAUGAAGAGACAUGUAGAAUGGGUUCAGCAUCUGUUAUGGUAAUCAAUGGAGAAAAACUUGUAAUAGCUAAUAUAGGCAAUUACAGAGUUGUUGUGUGUAAAGAUGGAAUGGCUCACCAGAAAACUGACACAUACCAACAAUCAGCCAAAAGACAUUGGUCUCGCAGAAUAUUUUCAGCAUAUGAAUCAGGAAAUGCAGUAGCUAACAGGCAAUCUAGCAGCUCAGAACUUGUCAUCAGAAGUGAAAGUAUUGAUUCUGAUACUGAAUUUUUGAUACUAGCAAGCAAUGGCAUAUGGGAGGUGAUGAAGAAUCAAGAAGCUGUGAAUCUAAUAAGUCACAUAGAGGAUCCACAAGAAGCAGCUGAAUGCUUAGCAAAUGAAGCUUUAAAUAGAAUGAGCAAAAGCAAUAUCUCAUGCUUAAUCAUUCGUUUUGACUGAAGCUUCACCAUAUUCACUCCUAAAUUCCUAAUAGUAAUAGCCAAAAGGAUGUAUCCUAUAGACUGAAAACUUUGUGUGCCAAAUUGCUCCUUACAUCAUUGACCCUUUAUUACAUCACUAUUGAUCAUA